Owenia fusiformis is the source of this 3349-nucleotide messenger RNA. The record is from the annotation of a GenBank genome assembly. NCBI's taxonomy places the organism in Eukaryota, Metazoa, Annelida, Polychaeta, Sabellida, Oweniidae.
CGUUCACCAGCAGCUGUAGUUUCAUUUCAUGCAGUAUAUUGUACUUCUGUCUAGAAAUUCCAUCAAAAUACAACAAAAAAGCUUAUGUGGAUUGAGAUCAAGUAAUUAAGUGAAGCAUGGAAGUACUUAUGCGAUAUUUCUUCGGAAAACUGCUUUACAUAAUAUUGUUCAUGAAUGUGACAAUAUGUUACAGUUUCAACGUCACAUUGAAUAGAAGUGACAUACAGGAACAUAUAGCGUGCUGUAAUGUCUGUAGAUGCGAAGAUACUGAAGUGUUUUGCGACGGAGUUGCAUUACGAACGCUUCCAUUAGAUUGCCCACAAAAUACGACCCUACUUAGUCUGGCAGGUUGUGGAAUAAAUGAACUUAAAGAUGGAGAUCUUGGACAGAACUACAAACAUUUGCAAUCGCUGAACAUUUCUGGUAAUCGCAUUAACAUGAAACGCAAAACAUUUGAUGGGUUACAAAAGCUACAAGUAUUAAAUAUAGGAACAAAUGUGUACUCAAUCAAAGAUCUCCAUCCAUUAGUGUUCCAGAUGAUUCCGAAUAUUAAAUACAUAGAAUGGACAAGCUUGGGUGAUCGCACACUUGAAAGAGGCGUAGAAACUGUUAUGAACACAUUUCAAGGACUGGAAAAUUCUUCGAUUGAAACUAUCAUUCUGAAAAACAUGAAUCAAUAUCCAUUUUUUCUCAAAAAGUCUCAUCUCAAAUAUUUGAGGAAUUCACCUAUAAAACAACUUGUUUUAUAUAGAUUUUAUCUGACGGAAUUUGAUGUUGGUAUAUUCCAAUACAUACCACACAUAGAGGAAAUUGACUUUUCAAUGAACAAUCUGCAAAUGCCUGAACUAGUUCCAAGUCUGGUUCCAUAUUUAUUUUUCAAGCUAACCAAACUGAAAGGAAUCACAGCAACAGACAAUCUUAAGAGAAAGAGUCCAAGAUUAGUUGAGCUUCUCACAAAGGAACAAGCAAAAACAGUUUACCCAUUUCCUAAAACCAUUGAAUUCAUCGAUAUAUCGAGAUCAGUAUGUUCUGUUACUUCAUAUCUUGUGCCAUAUGGGAUAAAAUUUCAAAGUAAUAAUCGAUUGAAGAAGGUAAACUUUUCCAACGUAAAGCUAUUUCGGAAAGUUAGCGGUAAGAUCCUUGGAUUUGUACAGUUGAAAGAAGCGAACCUACAAGGAGGUGAAUGCGAAAUCCAAUCAUCAGUUUGGUCCUGUGAAAAAGGAGCAUUUGAAUCGCUUGAAAUUCUUAACAUUGCCCGUAAUUACAUUAAGUGGGCAUCUACUAUGAAUAAAAUAGAAGGAACAUUCAUAAAUUGUACCAGGCUACGUAUCCUUGAUAUGUCUUACAACAGUAUUGAUCACGUUCCUUCUAAAUUGCUAAAAGAUGCAGUUAAAUUAAGAAGUUUGAACCUCAGUGGGAAUAAUCUAAACACACUCAAUUUCGAGUUACAUGGUUUGACUUCUCUUAAGAUGCUUAAUGUAUCCAACAAUAAAUUAGAAACACUACCAAAGCGUAUGCAACAAGAGAUCAAUAUUAUAAACACUAAUCAGAGCCUUGUAAUUGACAUUGGAGGUAAUCCCCUAGUCUGUGGUUGUCACUCGUUUGAGUUCAUUUACUGGAUGCAAAAGAACAGAAAGAGCAUACACCAAUGGGAGAACUUACAGUGCAAAUAUCACAAUGACAAAUUGGUCCAUAUGCACACGGUAAACAUACUCACAUUGAAACUGUCUUGUUGGCGCAAUGUGAUCAUUGCUGGAACAGUACCAAGUGGAGUGAUUCUUUUGACAAUGUUUGUUGUGAUUCUGUCCUAUAAACGUCGAUACAAGCUGCAGUACUUGUACCUCCAACUAAGAGCCGCCAUAAGGUAUCAUGGAAAGAAGAAUUUGGACCAGGAAUAUAAUUUUGAUGGAUUUAUUAGCUACAGCUCCCUUGAUAAAACCUGGGGGCAAAAAACACUGUAUGCAAAGCUAGUAGGUGUCUAUAACUAUAGAAUAUGUAUCGAUGAUCACAACUUUAGACCAGGGGGUUAUAUCUCGGAUAUCAUCCUUGAUGCCAUCAACAGAAGUAAAAAAGUUAUUCUGAUCAUAAGUCAGAAUUUUCUCCGUAGUCGUUGGUGUGCUUAUGAAAUGAAUCUUGCGAGGGGUGAAUUAGCCAAUCGAGGCCGAGACUGCCUGAUAUUAAUUCUGAAAGAGCCGAUUUCUGUUUUUCCGCCAGAGCUGAUCAGCCCUACACUAAGAUCUCUCCUGGAUACUCGUGUUUACCUGGAAUGGAGCGAGGAUGCCGACAAGAAGGCAGUGUUUUGGAGAAAGCUGUGUGAUGCCCUAGGUGAGCCUAGACCGCAACAAACAGAUGUCCAGCAUAUAGUUAGUCCCUUUCUCACAGCUCAGACUGCAGAAGAUGAACAAAUGAUCCAAAACUUUGUGGCACAAGGUCAUAUUGACAAUGAUGAAAGACCACUUCUGUAGUGUCUUUGUAUAACAGUUGAAGUGGAUCCUAGACUAUGAUGUAUUUGAUAAGCUUUAAUGACAUCAAAUCCAGUUGACGUGGUAUGAUAAAUAACGGGUUCGAUAUUUUAAUCACAACCUUAUUCAGAUACUGUACUGUAUAUAAAAAAAGCAAGUAUUUUAUUAAAACUUAUUGUACACCAUGUACCUAUACUCAUUGAUAUUUUAUUUAAAAAAUGGCAAUUACAAAAUGGUUUGCAGGUACUCAUGGAAUUCUCAAUAUUGUUUUUUCAUGUUAUUAAUUUAUUUCUAAUAUAAACAAUAACAAUCGAUUUCAAUUAGCUAAUUGCCAAUAUCUGGAUGGAAUAGAUGGAACUAAGUCAAUUGUUUCACAUCAUACAUUAUUAAGCGUAAUUUCUCCUUUCUCAGACAAGGUAUUGGAUAUGCCAAAGGUAAAAGACCAAAAAUUGUUACAGAGCAAAGUACAAAAUGUACAACAAGGGUACACCAUUUAUAAGGAAAACAAACCCCAACUAACCAAAACCAUGAUCUAAUUAAACAAUGUCCAACAUCCCCCCACCCCCACCAUUCAAGUUCCAUUAUCAUAAUCCAUAACACCAAUGAACAUUUCAUUCAUACUAAAUUAAUUACAAUACAAGUUGAAGUAUUAACAGAAACUGAUAACCAAUAUGCAGUAGCUGUAGAUGGAUAUUUCAAAACCUCAGUCAUGCUACUCAAUGACGAACUUAGUCAAGUUUAACAAUAUUUUUUUUGGAGAUUUUUAAAAUAAUAUACUCUUAGUUUGGGAAAUGAUACAGAUACAUUCUCUUUAAAUAAGCUGUUUAGCUCAAAUAAUAUUAUAAUUUAUCCCUUAUACAAUGUAAUGUGGGGAAUUUUCUCAAACC